AUGUCCUCCGUCGAGGUUCGCUCCGAGAAGAAGAAGAAGAAGCAACGCUCCAAAGAUGACGCACCAGACACGCCCAAACCAGUUGGUGACUUGGAGUCGCAGCCGGCUCAGAAGGACACCGAUUUCAUGAUCAAACCACAGAGCUACACUCCCACCAUCGACACUUCUCAGUGGCCCAUCCUUCUCAAGAACUACGAUCGUCUCAAUGUAAGAACCGGACACUACACUCCUCUUCCUUCCGGUUACUCCCCGCUGAAACGCCCCCUUGCCGAGUACAUAAGGUACGGUAUUAUGAACCUUGACAAACCCUCGAACCCAUCUUCGCACGAGGUCGUAGCUUGGAUUAAGCGGAUCCUCCGUGUCGAGAAAACGGGUCACAGUGGCACCUUGGAUCCCAAGGUCACCGGAAACCUUAUUGUCUGUAUUGACCGAGCCACAAGGCUUGUUAAGUCUCAGCAGGGUGCGGGGAAAGAGUAUGUUUGUAUAGCGAGGUUGCAUUCUGCGGUCCCCGAUGUCGCCAAGGUGGCUCGGGCACUCGAAACCCUUUCCGGGGCUGUGUUUCAGAGGCCACCCCUGAUUUCUGCUGUAAAAAGGCAGCUUAGGAUUAGAACUAUUUAUGAAAGCAAGCUACUUGAGUUCGACGCAGAAAAGCAUUUGGUUGUUUUUUGGAUUUCUUGUGAGGCUGGAACUUAUGUUAGGACGCUUUGUGUCCAUUUGGGUUUGAUUCUUGGUGUUGGAGCGCAUAUGCAGGAGCUUAGGAGAGUGAGGUCUGGGAUUCUGGGUGAGAAAGAUAACAUGGUCACUAUGCAUGAUGUUAUGGAUGCUCAAUGGGCUUAUGAUAAUUAUAGAGAUGAGAGUUACUUGAGGAGGGUGAUUAUGCCACUUGAAGUGAUUCUGACGAGUUAUAAGAGAUUGGUGGUGAAGGACUCUGCUGUAAAUGCCAUUUGUUAUGGUGCUAAGUUGAUGAUUCCUGGGUUGCUGAGAUUCGAGAAUGAUAUUGAGGCUGGUGAGGAAGUUGUGCUUAUGACAACCAAAGGAGAAGCCAUUGCUUUGGGGAUUGCAGAGAUGACCACUGCAGUUAUGGCUACUUGUGAUCAUGGUGUGGUGGCUAGGAUUAAGAGGGUUGUGAUGGAUCGUGAUACUUAUCCAAGAAAGUGGGGUCUGGGUCCUAAAGCAUCCAUGAAGAAGAAGUUGAUUGCCGAUGGUAAACUAGAUAAGCAUGGGAAGCCUAAUGAUAAAACACCUCAAGAGUGGGCUAGGAAUUUGAUUUUACCUACCGGCGGGGAUUCAAUGGUGGCAGGCCUUGCAGCUGCAAGUGAACCCACCAUUGCGGAGAAGCAGACUUCAGUAGUGGAGGAUGUCAUUGGUGAAAAGAAGGAGAAGAAAAAGAAGAUUAAGGAUAAUGAAGAUGACGGGGGACUCAAGCGAAAAUUUGAUGCAGUGGCGGACGAAGUUUCUGAGGGCAAAGAGAGUAAGAAGAAGAAGAAGAAGGAUAAGGAGAAUGGGCUUGUGGAUGAUGGGGUCAAGUCUGAGAAGGUGAAGGAUCAUAAAGAAGAAGCUGCCUCACCUGUAACUGAAAAGUCUGAGAAAAAGAAAAAGAAAAAGAACAAAGAAGCUGAGGAUGCUGCUGCUCAAUCUCCCAAAGUCACUGUCGAUGACAAGGGUGACAGUGAGGCUGAUAAGAGUGAGAAGAAGAAAAAGAAAAAAAAGAAAAGUAAAGAUGCUGAAGAAGAUUAGAUAAAAAAAGAUUUGAUUUUUGUUUGUAUUGUCUAAACUUUUUUUUUUCUUUGUUAUUUCUUCUGUAGCGAAUUUUGCCUUAGAAGCAUUACUGUUUUUGAAUUUUGAGCACUCCCCCGAGCACAACUUAUUUACAGUUUGCCUCCUCAAUGGCGUAAUUAGUACUUGAACUCAGGGAGUACAUUUCCUACUAUGUGGAAAAAGAGAGCUCAUUGUCAUGGAUUAGCUAUCUUUUCCAUUUGCAAUGCUUUCAUAGUAGUUAAAGUGUUUACAUUUUUAUUUUAUAACUGCUACAAUUUGAUGGAA
Messenger RNA from Cannabis sativa, 2043 nucleotides. RefSeq names its product H/ACA ribonucleoprotein complex subunit 4-like. Gene Ontology annotation, cellular component: box H/ACA snoRNP complex. The transcript has a single exon. Gene Ontology annotation, biological process: mRNA pseudouridine synthesis; rRNA pseudouridine synthesis; box H/ACA sno(s)RNA 3'-end processing. Lineage: Eukaryota; Viridiplantae; Streptophyta; Magnoliopsida; Rosales; Cannabaceae. The coding region runs from base 1 to 1737 and encodes 578 amino acids. The record is from RefSeq and is a predicted model, not a curated record. Gene Ontology annotation, molecular function: RNA binding; pseudouridine synthase activity.